Messenger RNA from Kazachstania africana CBS 2517, 1755 nucleotides. It is a transcript of the gene PWP1, whose product is annotated as rRNA-processing protein PWP1. NCBI's taxonomy places the organism in Eukaryota, Fungi, Ascomycota, Saccharomycetes, Saccharomycetales, Saccharomycetaceae. The record is from RefSeq and is a predicted model, not a curated record. Gene Ontology annotation, molecular function: protein binding. Bases 1 to 1755 code for a protein of 584 amino acids. Gene Ontology annotation, cellular component: nucleus. The transcript has a single exon. Gene Ontology annotation, biological process: rRNA processing.
AUGAUCUCUGCUACAGGAUGGGUCCCAAGAGGCUAUGCUUCUGAAUUUCCUGAAAAAUACGAGUUGAACGAUGAGGAAGUUGCUAGAAUCGAAGAAAUGGCAAAGUUAAAUCUAGGUGAUGACUAUUCAGAUGAGGCCGCUAAUGAUGAAGAGCAAGAGCAAUUAAAUGAUGAUGCAAACGAUAGAGAGGAGAAUAAGGAAGCCAACGUUGAUGGACUGAAAAAUCAGCUUGAAGUUGACGAUGAUUUGAAAGAAUACGAUUUGGAGCAUUAUGAAGAUAGUGACAAUGGAAAAGGCCAAGAUAUUUCCAUGUUUCCUGGAUUAGCUAAUGAAGACGUUAAAUUCCACGCUGGUGGCGAAGAUUCUGAUCCAUACAUCACUUUACCAACCCAAGAAGAAGAAACUGAAGCCAAGCAAGAAUUACAAGUUUAUCCAAGUGAUAAUCUGGUUCUUGCUACUAGGACAGAAGAUGAAGUCUCAUACUUGGACGUUUACGUUUAUGAUGAUGGUGCAGGUUUCCAUGACAGCGAGAUUCCAACUGAACAAGGUGAUGAAGCCGAUCCAGAUGUCGCAAGAGGUUUAGUUCGUGAUAGCUCUUUGUACGUUCACCACGAUUUAAUGUUGCCUGCAUUCCCUCUAUGUGUUGAAUGGUUAAAUUACAAGCCAGGUAGUAACGAUAAUGAUAGUUUGGCCAAUUUUGUUGCUGUAGGUACGUUUGAUCCACAAAUUGAAAUUUGGAAUCUAGAUUGCGUUGAAAAAGCUUUCCCAGAUAUGAUCCUAGGUGAACCAGUUAAUAAUUCCAUGGCAUCAUUAACCAAGAAAAAGAAGAAAACAAAGCAUAAUCAACAUAUAACGUCACAUCACACUGAUGCCGUACUAUCUCUUUCUCAUAACAAGCACUUCCGUGCCGUUCUUGCAUCUACUUCUGCUGAUCACACUGUCAAAUUAUGGGAUCUAAACAGUGGUAACGCUGCUCGUUCUAUGGCAUCUAUUCAUAACAACAAGAAUGUUUCCUCAUCGCAAUGGCAUCACGGUAACGGUUCAAUUUUAUUGACCGGUGGUUACGACUCUCGUAUUGCAUUGACGGAUGUUAGAAUUUCAAAUGAAAAUGAAAUGUCCAAAUAUUGGUCUGUUUCCAACGGUGAAGAAGUGGAAACUGUCAUUUUUGCAGAUGAAAAUAUAAUACUUGCUGGUACUGAUUCUGGUAAUAUUUAUUCGUUCGAUAUUAGAAAUAAUGCAGGAUCCAAACCGGUCUGGACUUUGAAGGCCCACGAUGCAGGUAUCUCAUCCUUGUCAGUUAACAACUUUAUUCCAGGUCUAAUGAGUACUGGUGCCAUGGGUGAAAAGGCGGUGAAGUUAUGGAAGUUCCCAACUGGUGAUUCGCAAGCAGAUGGUUCAAUGAAAGGUCCAAAUAUGGUCUUAUCUCGUGACUUCGAUGUUGGUAACGUCUUAACAACUUCCUUUGCCCCAGAUAUUGAAACCGCCGGUGUUAUGGUUGUUGGUGGUGUCAAUAAAGGUCUAAAACUAUGGGACGUCUUCACGAAUAGAACUGUCCGUAAGAGUUUCACUCAUGAAUUGGCAGGCAUCCAAAAAUUAGCCAGAGAAGAAGCACAAAAGAUGGGUAAGAGUUCCAGAAUCAGUAGGAAAUAUAUCAAGAACGACAACCCAGAUACAGUCGUCACCGUAGAUGACCAAGGCGAAGAUGAGGAGGAAAGAGAAGGCGAAGAAGAAGAAGAAGAUUGGGAAAGCGAAUAG